GGCGCGAGCCUAACGCCCCUUAGCUGCAGGCGGAGCGCGAGGCUGGGUGGUCAGAGGCUGCCGGGGAGAAUUGAAGGGACCCUCAUUUGCAUAACGGCCGCCCGUCGCCUCUGAGCCCGAGCCGGGGUCCCGCCCCUCACCCAACUAGAAAUCUGUUGGGCUACGGGCGGGUCACUCCGACCCAGGCAAGCCUGUGGCGGGCUGUCCUGGGAGCGGAUUGGCUCCGGGAGUUUCCAGAAGGCGGCAGGGAGGCGGCUAUAAGAGCGGGGAGCCCAGCGAGGGGAGCGGGAGAUAGUGUUGGCGCUCGCGGUGUCUGGUGCGAGGCGACCGUUAGUUGACGCCGCAGAUUUUCGGUCCUAGGUGCUUUCGCCUAACGUCGCCUGCCUAUCUUUCAGUCAGGAUGUCUGCCCGCGGCCCGGCUAUCGGCAUCGACCUGGGCACCACCUACUCGUGCGUGGGGGUCUUCCAACAUGGCAAGGUGGAGAUCAUCGCCAACGACCAGGGCAACCGCACCACCCCCAGCUACGUGGCCUUCACCGACACCGAGCGCCUCAUCGGCGACGCCGCCAAGAACCAGGUGGCCAUGAACCCCACCAACACCAUCUUCGACGCCAAGAGGCUGAUCGGACGGAAGUUCGAGGACGCCACGGUGCAGUCGGACAUGAAACACUGGCCGUUCCGGGUGGUGAGCGAGGGAGGGAAGCCCAAGGUGCAGGUGGAAUACAAGGGAGAGAUCAAGACCUUCUUCCCAGAGGAAAUCUCCUCCAUGGUCCUCACUAAGAUGAAGGAGAUCGCCGAAGCCUACCUGGGCGGCAAGGUGCAGAGCGCGGUCAUCACGGUCCCGGCCUAUUUCAAUGACUCGCAGCGCCAGGCCACCAAGGACGCGGGCACCAUCACGGGCCUCAACGUGCUGCGCAUCAUCAACGAGCCCACCGCGGCGGCCAUUGCCUACGGCCUGGACAAGAAGGGCUGCGCCGGCGGCGAGAAGAACGUGCUCAUCUUUGACCUGGGCGGCGGCACCUUCGACGUGUCCAUCCUGACCAUCGAGGAUGGCAUUUUCGAGGUGAAGUCCACGGCCGGCGACACCCACCUGGGCGGCGAGGAUUUCGACAACCGCAUGGUGAGCCACCUGGCGGAGGAGUUCAAGCGCAAGCACAAGAAGGACAUUGGGCCCAACAAGCGCGCAGUGCGCCGACUGCGCACCGCCUGCGAGCGAGCCAAGCGCACCUUGAGCUCGUCUACGCAGGCGAGCAUCGAGAUCGACUCGCUAUACGAGGGCGUGGACUUCUACACGUCCAUCACUCGCGCCCGCUUCGAGGAGCUGAACGCUGACCUGUUUCGCGGAACCCUGGAGCCGGUGGAGAAGGCGCUGCGUGACGCCAAGCUGGACAAGGGCCAGAUCCAGGAGAUCGUGCUGGUGGGCGGCUCCACCCGAAUCCCCAAGAUCCAGAAGCUGUUGCAGGAUUUCUUCAACGGCAAGGAGCUGAACAAGAGCAUCAACCCCGACGAGGCGGUGGCCUACGGAGCUGCGGUGCAGGCGGCCAUCCUCAUCGGAGACAAGUCAGAGAACGUGCAGGACCUGCUGCUGCUCGACGUGACCCCGUUGUCGCUGGGCAUUGAGACGGCUGGCGGCGUCAUGACCCCACUCAUCAAGAGAAACACCACGAUCCCUACCAAGCAGACGCAGACCUUCACCACCUACUCGGACAACCAGAGCAGCGUGCUGGUGCAGGUGUAUGAGGGCGAACGGGCCAUGACCAAGGACAAUAACCUGCUGGGCAAGUUCGACCUGACCGGGAUUCCCCCGGCGCCCCGCGGGGUCCCUCAGAUCGAGGUCACCUUCGAUAUAGACGCCAAUGGCAUCCUUAACGUCACCGCCGCCGACAAGAGCACCGGUAAAGAAAACAAAAUCACCAUUACCAACGACAAGGGUCGUCUGAGCAAGGACGACAUUGACCGGAUGGUCCAGGAGGCAGAGCGGUACAAGUCGGAAGAUGAGGCCAAUCGCGACCGGGUCGCUGCCAAAAACGCGGUGGAGUCCUAUACCUACAACAUCAAGCAGACGGUGGAAGACGAGAAACUGAGGGGCAAGAUUAGCGAGCAGGACAAAAACAAGAUCCUCGACAAGUGCCAGGAGGUGAUCAACUGGCUCGACCGAAACCAGAUGGCAGAGAAAGAUGAGUAUGAACACAAGCAGAAAGAGCUUGAAAGAGUGUGCAACCCCAUCAUCAGCAAACUUUACCAAGGUGGCCCUGGCGGCGGCGGUUCUGGAGCCUCCGGGGGACCGACCAUCGAGGAAGUGGACUAAGCUUGCACUCGAGUCAGCGUAAACCUCUUUUCCUUUCUCUCUUUCUCUUUUGUUUGUGUUUCUUUGAAAUGCCUUUGUGCCAAGUAUGAGAUCUGUUGGAAGUCUUUUCACUCGGUGUAUGCAUGGGAAAGGAAGGAUGCAACAACUUAGUUUAAUUAUAAAAGGUUAGUUCUGAAGUUUGAUUUUUAAAACCAUUAUUUGAGGUUUCUCUUUAAUGCGUUUUGGGUGUUUGCUGACUUGAGCAUUUUUGAGUAGCUUAGUUUGUGCAUGGAGAUUUGUUUGAGCUGGGAAACCUGAAGUUUGCACAUAAGUUCUGCGGAAGCUUGGUAACAAUAAAAUAUAUAGAAGCUUGAA
Mustela lutreola (European mink) is the source of this 2662-nucleotide messenger RNA. It is a transcript of the gene HSPA2, whose product is annotated as heat shock protein family A (Hsp70) member 2. Lineage: Eukaryota; Metazoa; Chordata; Mammalia; Carnivora; Mustelidae. The transcript has a single exon. Gene Ontology annotation, cellular component: cytosol; nucleus; cytoplasm. The coding region runs from base 401 to 2308 and encodes 635 amino acids. Gene Ontology annotation, biological process: cellular response to unfolded protein; protein refolding; vesicle-mediated transport. The record is from RefSeq and is a predicted model, not a curated record. Gene Ontology annotation, molecular function: heat shock protein binding; ATP-dependent protein folding chaperone; ATP binding.